This is a messenger RNA of Vespula pensylvanica (western yellowjacket), 2938 nucleotides long. RefSeq lists its product as uncharacterized. Gene Ontology annotation, cellular component: nucleus. The coding region runs from base 732 to 2234 and encodes 500 amino acids. The transcript is spliced from 6 exons. The record is from RefSeq and is a predicted model, not a curated record. Gene Ontology annotation, biological process: regulation of transcription by RNA polymerase II. Gene Ontology annotation, molecular function: transcription cis-regulatory region binding; protein binding. NCBI's taxonomy places the organism in Eukaryota, Metazoa, Arthropoda, Insecta, Hymenoptera, Vespidae.
AGGCCUGGUACGGCCGGGUCGAGGCGAUGGGACGCCGACGGCCGUCAGAACGGCGUCGCGACGCGAGCCUUUUGCGUCCGUCGGCCUCUGUACUACUAGUGCCAGCCUAUAUAUAUAUAGAAAGAGAAAGAAAGAAUAGAACGAAAAAUUCAACAAAUAAAUAAAAUAAUCGUCUUCGAGAAUUCGUGAAAAUUCGCCCAUAAGUUUAUUCGUUCUCUCUGUCGUGUCAUUUUGGAAUCGUCGAUUUUCGAGAGGUCCGUUCGCUCUCCUACGGGAUCUCCCUUCGUCGCGGUUUUUAUCGAGUAUAAAUAACGAAGCAAGAGAAGAAGAAGAGGAAGAAGAAGUAAAAGAAGGAGAAAAAGAAGAAGAAGAAGAAGAAGAAGGAGAAAAAGACGAAGAAGAGAAAGAAGAAAAAAAAGGGUUUGUGUAAAAAAGGCGAGUGGGAGUUUUGACAGACUUCAUUGGAAUCUUUGAAAGUAGAUUCGAUCUGUGUGAUCUCGUCGAGAGAAAGAGAGAGAGACAGAUAGAAAGACAGAGAGAGAAAGAGAGAGAGAGAAAGAGAGAGAGAGACAGAGAGAGAGAGAGAGAGAGAGAGAGAGAGAGAGGAAGAGUGUGUGUGUAAGCGGGAAAGAGCCAACUCAGACGACGUAACAGAAAAAAAAAAAACAUAGUAAUAUUUUCUGCGAUAAACUUGAAGGAGUUACUCAAAGUGGAAUCAUCGAGAUGCGGUGAUGGCUCUACUUUACAGAUUCGUGCAACUGCCAGAUCGCAGCGGCACACGGGUUUUUUCAUUUGUCGUCACCCGAAGUGUCGUACGCGAUCCAGAAAGAGACGUUACCAGCAAGGAACUCGUUUGUGGUUUCCAAAGAUGGGCAGUAGCCUUUUCACGGGGAGACAAGGUAUUAGGCGUAUAUCUGGUAUGGCGAGGUGCAUCACGAAAUCUUCGAGUUUACGUCGACUUUACGUUCACGCUGUUGAACCGAGAACACUUUUCGAUGAACGAGGGUUUCUCAGGGAAACGAGUUAAAUUCACGUACGAAUUACCAGCUCAGGGAAAUCGCAACUAUAUACCAGUAUCAGACCUUUACACUCGCAACUUUGCUGACACGAAUGGCGAAUUUCAGUUGGAAUUGUCAAUGGCGAAUGUACGUACGGUAUACAUGACAGAAGUUAGAAUGCCAACCGGGGUCUUCUCGACGGGUCAACCAAAGUCGAAUAAACUUGAGACCGAUUGCUUUACAUUUGGUGGUUUUGAUUGGAGCGUCGUUAUCUAUCCUUAUGGGAAUAAAGAAGCAGAGGGUUGCCGGGGUCAAGAAAAUCGCGUGAGCGUUUAUUUGAUGAGACUCACGGGAUUCGAUCAUCGGUGCAGAGUAAGAUACAGCGUGGCAUUGGGCGAAGGUGAUCGUAGAAUCGACUCUGGCCAAAUAGAAGAUCUCUCAAAUGCUGAAGGUUACGGUUUUGGAUGGCAUCCAAGAGUUAGAUGGUCAGAAAUCGCUCAUAAAGGUGUUCUUCGAGUCUCUCUUGAAAUGGUCGAAGCAAGAACGAUCUGCGAGGUAGCUGUACAAGCUCUUGGUCCACCUGCUUUGUCUCCUACUCCUUGCUACGAUCGUGACAAGCAAGCUUGGGUCGUACGAGCUGAUCUUCAUUCGGAAACGGUUAGACUCCACCUGAUCUAUAAAGAUAUCAAUCAUGUACCACGAAAUCAUCUGAGAUACGUAAAUUGGUCAGCUUAUUUAUUAAGAGGCGAGGAACCUGAUACGGUUGCGAUCGGUCUACCAGGUGCACCCUUCAGCCGUUAUUACGCUCAAGAAUCCGUUGACGAAGGUAUCAUUAUGGAAACGAAUUUAGACACGAACGAGAUCAAGGACAAUCACUGUCCAUUCCUUACGGAUAAGAAACAAUUAAAGAUUAGAUUGGAAUGGAACGAGAGCCACUUGCUCUUCCAAGCGACUUAUCACAAAUACGACGACGUCUGCCGUAUUCACAAUCAACAAAUGAGACGCGAGAUAGCAUCUCUACAAGCUGAAAACUAUAGCCUCGAGAGACAACUCUUUAGCUAUCAGAAGAGUCUCGCUUUUGCACAAGCUCAACAACAACAACAUCAACAACAACAACAACAACAACAACAACAGCAACAACAUCAACAACAACAGCAACAACAGAGUCAAACACGGCAUACCAGCCAUCAAGCUCAUCUCGAGAGAUCAACAUCCACUGAUACCGAAUACGCCUGACAAGUGGAUCUCGCUAAUGAAACGGCGAGUGGUGGCUGUAGACGUCAGUUGCCGGUCAUUCAAGAAAAUGAUCGCCGGGUUCAUCAGAAUCUUGUACGAAUGAUGGAUCGUCGAUUGAGUAACGUCCAAUUGCAGCAACAUCUUUACGAGGUUGAACAUCAGUCUCAGUUAAGGAAUAACAGCGAAUCGCCAAGGCAGAGCGUCGAUCGUACCGAUGAACACCGACGUAGUAUCGUUCAACAGCCAAAGAGAUCGAGCAUCGGUCGUUCGGACAGUACAUCCGAUCGUGGAACCGAUCUUUAUCAAGCUUAUUAUUUGGGUUACGUCGGACAAACAGCUCAUAAGCGACGUAGGACCACUUUGUGGGAAACUCUUACUGGAUUAGUUUGUUCCUUGGGUGCUUUGGCCACUAGAGCUGCAAAGAUGGCCGCUAGACGUGGAGAUCCUCUUUGAAAAAAGCAAUGAGAUAUUUUCGAGUCGUCUGCGUAUACAUAUAUAUAUAUAUAUAUAUAUAUAUAUAUAUAUAUAUAUAUACGAUAUGAAAACGAUCGAAUGAACUCGUAUCGAUCUUGAAUAAGAGUUCAAGAGUUAUCGGAAGAGAAAGUUAAAGAUUCACGAGAAUUUAUGAUUAUAUGAGAUAAAGAUCGGACGAUCGAAUUGUAUGUUCGGAGUUACACAAUGUGAAACACGUAGUAGAAUUAAAG